GGAUAAUUUUAACGCAUUAGUGUGGUACGCGAUGCGGUUACUAAUUAAAAAUAACAUUCUGUGCAAUCUAUGCAAUAAUUAGUAAGAACUUAAUUAAGCGCAAUUCCUUGUCGGACGGAUACAUAUGGAAAUGUAAUGGAUGUGGUCAGCGUACUUCAGUAAGAGAUGGUUCGUUCUUCUCCAAAAGCCUGCUACCGUUGAAGAAAAUGAUAGUCAUCAUUUAUGGCUUUGCAAAUGACUUCCCACAAACCCAGAUCAAGAUUGAAUCUGGGGUUGGAAGUCCCACUAUUGUCGACUGGUGCAAUUUCUGUCGAGAAGUGUGCACCAGAUAUUUGCAAGAGCACCCUGUGGAAAUUGGAGGAUUCGAUGAAAAUGGUCAACCCAUUACGGUAGAAAUUGAUGAAUCCUACUUCUUCCCCAGGAAGUACAAUAGAGGUGCUUAUAGGCCCGGACGCUGGAUUUUUGGUGCUGUGGAGAGGAAUAGUGGCAAAUUAUUCGUGAUACCGGUGGCAGCAAAAAGCGAGGAAAUACUAUUGCCCAUCAUAUCCAGAAUGAUUUUACCGGGGUCAAUAAUUGUUUCCGAUGGAUGGAGGGCGUAUACCAAUAUCGGUCGCUUAGAAGGAGGGGUGUAUGAACACAGGGUUGUGAUUCAUUAGCAAAAUUUUGUAGACCCUGAUGAUGAUAGUGUUCAUACACAGACCAUUGAAAGUGUGUGGAUGCGAGCAAAAAGAAGCUCCGCAGACAAUGCGGAACUUCUAGAGAUUUGUUCGAAUCAUAUCUGGACGAAUUUCAAUGGAGAGAGCGGAUAAAAAACAGGGACAUAUUCGUAGAGUUUUUAAUUUGUCUACAAGAACAGUUCGUAGUUUAAUUAAAUUUAAGAUUAGUUUAGUCAGUCGGUAGUAGAAUUUUUAGUUUAGUUUAAUUUAGUUUAGUUUGCUUUUUAGCAGAACAAUUCAUAGUUUAAUUAAAUUUAAAAUCAGUUUAUAUAGUUUAGUUUACACUUUUUAAUUAAGUUGUGUGUAUGUAUGUUUUUGUGUGUGUGUGUGUGUGUGUGUGAGAGAGAGAGAGAGAGAGAGAGAAAAAGAGUGAGAGAAGAUGAAGAAGCAGGUCAUUUAGCCACAGUUUUUAAAAUUUUAUUUAUUAAAAGUGCUUACUAGGUACCUUUGAACCUGCUUAAAUUUAUUAUACAUUAUCACAUUUCACAUUCUUUGUGAUUUAUUAUUAAUGUAAUUACUUAGAUCCAAUUACAUAAUGUAUAGGUUGAACGUUUAAAGAAACAGAACUUAUUUUUUCCAACUUUUUUAUAAUGGUUUUGUAAUGUAAUAUUACAUGUGGUUCUAAAUAUUUUGACCAGUAAAUUGAUGUGUCUCUAUUUCUUUUUUAUAUACAAAUCAUAAUAAAAUGCUUUUAUACAAAGCAAAAUACAAUUCUUCAAUUUUUAAUAUAACAUUUUAAAUAGAGUCUUCAUUUCGAAAAACAGUAGGUACAAAGAUUACCAAUUAACGUUGACGAAUAAUCAAAUAAAUCACUAUUCUACUAAAUAUUUGCACUUGGCACUGUGUAUAAUAUAUUAUGUGACUUUUUAAGCUAACUUUAUUACAUAUCUAUAAUUUGUAGAUCUGUAUAUUUCUUUUAAUUAAUUAUUAAAUGUUCUGACAGUUUUAUGUAAAUUAUUUAUACUUAUUACAAAUAGCAAUUUUUUUAAUUUCUGCGUUUGUCGGUUUGAUUAAUAAAAUUCUUUAUUAUCGCGAUAUUUGUCAUUUCAAAUAAGUACUUUAAUUAAUACUAAUACACAUUACAUUAUAAUACACAACACUAAAUUUACAUUUGUUACCAGGUUGACGUUUUGUUAUGGAAUUAUAAUAUUAAAUAUUUAUACAAAAAAAUAUAUACCUACCUUUUACCCAUAUAAAUAGCUACCACUUCCAUUUUAGACAAAUUAUAUUUUUCCUAUAAUAGUACUGUGGACUUUCUGUAUAUCUGUAUAAUAGUACUGUAUAUCUGUAUUUUCAGUUGCAUAUAGUCUGGAGCCUAUAUCACAGCUUUAUUAUUUCUGUGGACUUGUAUAUCUGUGUUUUCAGUUGCAUAUAUUCUGGAGUCUCUUAUUAUCACAGCUUUUUAAUAUUCUUGUCUUAAAUCAAUGUUAGAGUUUUUUCGAUUGCUAUAAGUUCAACUGAAAAGAUGCUAUACUAUUAGAUAAUCUGUAAUUAUUUUAUUGGCGACUUUAUUAUUUAUACAAAUCUUAUUUUUAUAUAGAUAAUAAUAAAUAAAGUAUAUAGUAAAAUCUUAAAACAGCAGAA
Messenger RNA from Diabrotica virgifera virgifera (western corn rootworm), 2300 nucleotides. RefSeq lists its product as uncharacterized. The transcript has 2 exons. The record is from RefSeq and is a predicted model, not a curated record. Lineage: Eukaryota; Metazoa; Arthropoda; Insecta; Coleoptera; Chrysomelidae. Bases 207 to 656 code for a protein of 149 amino acids.